Messenger RNA from Hyposmocoma kahamanoa, 1602 nucleotides. RefSeq lists its product as uncharacterized. Lineage: Eukaryota; Metazoa; Arthropoda; Insecta; Lepidoptera; Cosmopterigidae. Bases 32 to 640 code for a protein of 202 amino acids. The record is from RefSeq and is a predicted model, not a curated record. The transcript has 3 exons.
GCGGCAUGCGUGCAGUACUCGCUCCCGCACCAUGUUUGCCGCACGCUCGCUCGCGCUACUGUUCGCCCUGUCGCUCGCCCUCGCCGCCGCUGCGCCUCCGCCACACGUGCGGGCACGCAGGCAACUUGCCGACGAUAACACGCUGCAGCCCCUAGAGGACGCUGAAGGCGACGAGCAGACUCGUGAGAAGCGCAAGCUCGAAGGUGUCACGCAGGCCAAGUUCGGUAUCAAGAAUGCUGUCCUCGGCUUCGUCUUUGGGAAAAUCAACUCCAUAAUCGACGCGAAGACCCGAUUGGUGGAUACGCUAGAUAGACAAAACAUCGCUAUCAAUAAACAAUAUGGCAUUGAGGCUCCACAAAGCGGCCUGGCAAACGGGCUCUCAUCGUUGACCGGUAUUGUUGGCCAAGUUUUGGGGCCUAAACUGCAGCUGCUCGGCCCCAAGAUACAAGCUGUUUCUGGGUUGCUUGGAGGCUCAUCCGGCAGCUCAUCUGGCGGCUCCAGUGGACAAGGUGGGGGCUCGGGUUCCGGGCUGGGCUCAAUCAUCUCGCUGGUGACCUCGCUGUCCGGCUCGUCGUCAGGCGGUGCAGGCGCUACCGCCACCGUUGAGACUGUCGACUCCUCCGAAGAGGACGACUCUUGAUCUCCUUGCCUUUUACGCUCCAGUGCACUACAACACCGGUCUUAUGUAUCUUAAAAGUAAACACUUGGGACAAUUAAAUUAUUGAAACCAGAUAUGUAAUUAUUCUGAGAUGUAUGAUUUUAUAAUACCAGUGCUACUUUUAGUAGUUUUUAUUAGAGUGCUUAAUUCAACAUGGGGUAGGUACAAAUAGAACAGGGUGACUGACCAUGAGUGUCGUAGUGUACUGUAAGCUCUCUCCUUUGCCUUCUGACCGCCUGUACAGUCCGCGGUCCCUUAAAGCGAGCCGCACCAUGCGCCUUGUAUUUAUGUAAAUAGUUUUAGGUGAGUGCUGGUGAUAUUAAAUAUUUCCUUCCAACUGUUUUGUUUGUUUGCACGCACCUUACCCCGCACAGCUCAUUGGAACGUUUUAUAAUAAAAAAAAACAAUUUUUUGAAAUUGUUUUAAAAAAAUACCUUUCAAAUGGAUACUAUAAAACGUACCACCGACUUGUAGAUAUGAUGUAGCGUUACAAGCACUUUGUAUAGUUUGAUUAUUGGUAUAUAUUGGUAUACAUGAAUCACUUUUUUAGGUUAUUUAGUGUUAAUGUAAGCACUAUGGAAAUAAGUAAAGUAGAGAUAUGUUAUCACGUCGUAAGAUUCACCAGUACUGGCAAUCAGCCGCCACUUUUUCCUGUUCUAGUCACGCGUCUCGUCGCUUGUAAAUACACAAUUCUAGUCGCAAGCUUGUCAUUAUUGUAUGGUUUUCAAAAAACGGUUUUCAUUUACAAAAGGUUUACUCAAUUUUUGCCUUCAUAUAUCCUAAUUAAUUAAUUCCGGAGUGAAAUUGGCUUUAAAUAUUUUUGAGCAAUUUAAUUUGUUUAUAAUUUGCCCGUUAAUUUGCUUGAAUCAAAUUUCAAUGCUUUUAUUUAUUGAAAAUGUUUAAUUUUGUUUGACGUGAUGAUUAACGUUUUACGCGCACGAAUU